AUGAUCUCAACCGCCUCUGUGUUUUAUCGGAAGCAUAGAGUAAAUUUAUUACGUUCUUCGUACAUUAUAUUAUUGCUAGCCACGCUUUACAACUCAAACUCCAGCUCUAGCGAGAAUAAAAACAGUAAAAAGGAUACUCAGUCGACUGAUUUAGAGAAUAAGAAGAUAGAUGAGGAGAAAGGAGUAGGAACAGAUGAAGGUAAAGGGGAAGAUGACGACAGUAACGAAGAGUUAACGAUGAUUUCUAAGCAUAGUACAGAUACAGAAGACAGAGCAGUUACAUUCGACAAGGAGAAUAAAAGCACGCACAAAGAAGCACAGCAACGAGGAAAGGUAGAUUUUUUGUUCAAGCUUUUAUUACAUGACAAAAAGUGCCUCAUUUUGUUCAUUACACAGGCUAUUCUUUUGAAUAUCAGGACAUUGCUGUCUCUUCGCGUGGCUACUUUGGAUGGUCAAUUAGUUUCCACACUAGUAAAAGCUCAAUACGCAAACUUCACGAAGAUCCUACUGGGGAAAUGGAUGAUCCUUGGAAUUCCCGCCAGUUUUAUCAAUUCAUUGAUCAGUUACACAACGAAACUGUGCGCUGUUACUAUAAACAGGAAAAUAUCGGAUUUUUUGUUAUCGAAAUACUUAUCUAAUCACCAUACGUUCUAUUCCGUGGCUUCUGCUGAAUCUGUAUCCGAAAUUCAAGAUAAUUUGACGAGGGACAUUUACACGUUUUCUAUGAAUUCAUCUUUACUGCUAAACCAACUGUUGAAGCCAAUGUUGGACUUGAUACUCUGCUCGUUCAAAUUAUUAACUUCGAAUACUAGUGUUAUGGGCGAAGGAACUCUUGCAUUGGGCUUAAUCGUUUACGCUUCCAAUUCUCUGUUAAAAUUGAUUCAACCAAACUUCACUAAGCUGACGAUGGCAAGCGCAUCUCUAGAAAGUUGGUUUAGAUCUUUGCACUCUAAUCUGCAUUCGAACAACGAGGAAAUAGCAUUACUCAGAGGGCAGAAGAGAGAACUGGCCAACGUUGAUUAUUCAUUUUACCGGUUGGUACUAUUCUUGAACCGAGAAAUAAAAGCAAGAGCUAUUUAUGACAUUGCUACUGCGUUUGUCAUCAAGUAUACUUGGGGUGCAGCCGGCUUAGUGUUGUGUUCGAUUCCAAUAUUUUUUAAAGACACCCCUAAAGAAGAUACCUUAGAACCUAAGGAACCAAAGAACGACAUGACAGCUGACUUCAUCACGAAUAGAAGAUUAUUAGUUACUGCGUCAAGUUCUAUCGGAAGAUUUGUUGAGUUGAAGAGGAAUAUCCAGCAAUUACGUGGUAUCAGGUUACGGCUAAAUAAGUUCAAUGAUUUGUUGGAUGCAAAUAAGGUUGAUGAUGGUAAGGAACCUAAGGAUGAAGGAUGUAUAGUGGAGUACGAUGAUUCAAAAAUAAAAUUUGAAAACGUCCCAUUAAUAACACCGGCAUAUCAAGUUUUAGUUCCCGAACUAAGCUUUGAUUUGGAGCACGGAAACCAUCUGCUAAUUAUUGGGCCGAAUGGCUGCGGCAAAUCAUCGUUAUUCCGUAUUCUUGGUGGGUUAUGGCCUGUAAGAGCGACUGCCAAUAAAAAUCACCAAUCGAAACUAAUAAUGCCGCGUAGAACAGUGGGUAAAGACUGUGCAAUCUUUUACUUGCCUCAAAGACCAUAUAUGGGGAAUAGGUCAACAUUUAGGGAACAGAUCAUUUACCCAGACACUAUUCAACAAUUUGAAGAAAAGUACCACAACGAUUACGAUUUAGGCGAUGCAGAUCUGGUAAAGAUUUUACAAUUACUAGAUUUGGAGGAUUUAGUUACGGAAAAUAUGUCACUUGUACUGGCUCAAAGGACUUCUAAAAAUGGCGUCCAACAACCCUCGACGGAGGACAACCAAUCGCCAUGCACCAUCAAGAUUCUUGAUGCUUUCAGUAUAAUAAGAAACUGGUCCGAAGAAUUAACAAUCGGCGUUCAACAGCGGUUAGCUAUGGCAAGAAUGUAUUAUCAUAAACCCAAAUUCGCUGUCCUUGAUGAAUGUACCUCUGCGGUAGCACCAGAAAUGGAGCAACAGAUGUACGAAAAUGCACAAAAAUUUGGCAUAUCAUUAAUAUCCGUUUGUCACAGAACAAGUUUAUGGCAUUUCCAUAAUUAUCUGUUAAAAUUUGACGGUAAAGGAGGAUAUCAAUUUGGACCCUUUAACCCGCAGGAAAGAUUGAGUAAUGAAGAAAAACUGCUGGAACUAAAUGCCAUAUUGGACCAGCAGGUGCCGCUAUGGGAGAGAAAGUUGAAAGAUUUGACAAUUGCAAAGGAAUCAAACAUCAUACGUAAGUCAGAAACAAAUUUGAACCUCUACGAAAGGACCGAAGACCCAAGACCAUCCAAAUCCAAUGCAUUUUUCAACCUGAACAAAGAGCAUACUUUCGCAUCUCCCGCAGGGAAGGAGCCUAGCAAGAGAUUACCGUUAUUUUCCAAACCAUCACCCCCAUCAGCAUCAAAUCUAUUAAGAAAUAAAAAAAACAAGAACAAAGGAGGCAAAACGAAAACGGAACAGGAAAAAGAAACAUAA
Saccharomyces kudriavzevii IFO 1802 is the source of this 2568-nucleotide messenger RNA. It is a transcript of the gene PXA2, whose product is annotated as ATP-binding cassette long-chain fatty acid transporter PXA2. Gene Ontology annotation, biological process: long-chain fatty acid import into peroxisome; peroxisome organization; very long-chain fatty acid catabolic process. Bases 1 to 2568 code for a protein of 855 amino acids. Gene Ontology annotation, molecular function: long-chain fatty acid transmembrane transporter activity; ATP hydrolysis activity; ABC-type transporter activity. Gene Ontology annotation, cellular component: peroxisomal membrane. NCBI's taxonomy places the organism in Eukaryota, Fungi, Ascomycota, Saccharomycetes, Saccharomycetales, Saccharomycetaceae. The transcript has a single exon. The record is from RefSeq and is a predicted model, not a curated record.